UGUAAUCCUGUUCCUGUCCAAAAAAUCCUAAUCCCCGAAAGCCACCCGUCCAGUGGCUAUAACCAGACCCCGGUAAUGGCCGCCGCCGCCGCCUUUGCGCCGGCCACGACCACUCUCCGGUUCAGCUCUUACUCAACCCUACGCUUCUUCAAAACAAGUUUUAGGUUCCAUCUGCUGCCACCCAAUCCCGAUGUUUUCCUUCCAAAAUUUCAAUUCCAUUUCGCUUCGCUCCCGCUCUCCGGCGGGGAAUUUGGUAAGAGGCACUUUUGUAGUGUGGUUCCCGCGGCCCUUCAGCAUUCCGGGGAUAGGGUGGCUGCCGCCGAUGCUGUGGAGCAGCCGGCGGGAGGAUUAGGGAACAGAGUUGGGGAGUUCAGGAAGAAGUUGAAGAUUGCCGAUGUGAAAGGCGGUGCUAAUGAAGGUUUGGACCGUGUGGGUCAGAAUGUGGUUUUGAUGGGUUGGGUUAGGACACUUCGGUUGCAGAGCAGCGUCACAUUCAUGGAGGUUAACGAUGGUUCUUGCUUGUCGAACAUGCAAUGCGUACUGAACCCAGAAGCUGAAGGCUAUGAUCAGGUAGAGUCUGGUUCCAUAGCUACUGGUGCGUCAUUAUGUGUACAAGGAACUAUAGUUGAGAGCCAGGGGUCGAAGCAGAAAGUGGAACUGAAGGUCAACAAAAUUGUACUGGUUGGCCAGAGUGAUCCAUCAUAUCCAAUGCAGAAGAAAAGAGCCACCAAAGAAUUUCUGAGAACAAAAGCUCAUCUUCGUCCUAGAACAAACACAUUCAGUGCGGUUGCACGGGUGAGGAAUGCUUUAGCAUAUGCUACCCACAAGUUUUUUCAAGAAAAUGGGUUUGUUUGGGUCUCGAGUCCUAUCAUCACAGCCUCAGAUUGUGAAGGAGCUGGUGAACAGUUCUGUGUAACUACAUUGAUUCCGAGCUCUCAAGAAGUGACUGAAUCACCUGUAGAUGGCAUUCCCAAGACAAAGGAUGGAUUGAUUGAUUGGUCGCAGGACUUUUUUGGAAAACCGGCAUUUUUGACAGUGUCUGGCCAGCUCAAUGCUGAAACAUAUGCUACUGCUCUCUCAGAUGUAUAUACAUUUGGUCCAACAUUUCGUGCAGAGAACUCCAACACUUCUAGACACUUGGCAGAGUUUUGGAUGAUUGAACCAGAACUUGCGUUUGCGGAUCUUAAUGAUGACAUGGCUUGUGCAACUGCCUAUCUCCAGUAUGUAGUGAGACAUAUCCUUGAAAAUUGUAAGGAGGACAUGGAAUUUUUCAAUACUUGGAUCGAGAAGGGGAUCAUUGAUCGCUUAACAGAUGUGGCUGAAAAGGAAUUUGUGCAGUUGACAUACACUGAUGCAAUUGAACUUCUUCUUAAAACAGAUAAGAAGUUUGAAUUUCCGGAGAUCAAGGCAUUUUAUAUGCGUCAAAAUGAUGAUGGAAAAACUGUAGCUGCCAUGGAUUUGUUGGUUCCUCGGAUCGGGGAGCUGGUUGGCGGAAGCCAAAGAGAAGAACGGCUUGGAUAUCUAGAAGAUCGUUUGGAGGAAUUGAAGCUCAACAAGGAGAGCUACUGGUGGUACCUCGAUUUGCGGCGUUAUGGUUCAGUUCCUCAUGCCGGGUUUGGAGUUGGAUUUGAGAGGCUAGUGCAGUUCGCCACUGGAUUAGACAAUAUCAGAGACACCAUACCAUUCCCUCGGUCGCCUGGCUCGGCCGAGUUCUGAUUCGAGUAAAGAGUUUGACAAUACUAGGUUCAUUACGAAUAAAAGAUCCCAAAGUUAAAAUACUCAUUCUUGUGUUGUUUCAUGUACAUUACCACUUGUUUCAGGAUUUCAUUCUAACGCGGUUCUUGGUCCACUGCGAUAAUUUAAUGGCCACUUCCUGUAAGAUGGGAAAAAGGCAAGUAUUUUUGUUGUUAACAGUUGUUACCCGUGUUAACUGUAAGGACCGAAGACGAAAUGACUAACCAGAUUUUGUCGUUUAGUUCUGAUUUGUCUUGUAAUGCGUCCCAAUGUAAAUGAGAUUAUGAGGGGCGGUGAAAAAAUUCAAAACUACCACUGUUUUAAAAAAAAUUUACAAAAUACCAAGAAUUUCCAAGAAUUUCCAAAUCUACCACUGUUUA
Molecule: messenger RNA, 2114 nt
Organism: Linum tenue
Lineage: Eukaryota; Viridiplantae; Streptophyta; Magnoliopsida; Malpighiales; Linaceae
Source: the annotation of a GenBank genome assembly